UAAUCCCAUGUGCCUCUUGUGUUAAUUCAUUCGGGAUGGUCCUCUGCUGCAAUGUUCCCCAUGAACUCUGAGUUGUCCUUUUAAGCCGUCACAUUUGUCGGAGUGGACAGAAGGAGCCCGUGCAGUACAGCACGCAGCACAUUCCGGUUAGUGGUGAUCUGGUUAUAAUGGACCUGAGGUUCCUGUUUACAAGUUUAGCCAUUAUUAUUGGAGCAACACUCGCCAUCUCCCUGGCGAACGGCACAGCGCAGUGCAAAAUCAAGUGGUUGUUUGGAAUCCCGUGUGAAGAUGUCUACGGAACACUGGUGAACCAGAUCAAGGCCUGGCAGAUCCGACAAAGCUGCCUAGAUGCAGGAGAGAUAUGCUCAUACGAACUCGUGUCAACUGAUCCGCACAUGAUAACAGCCACGCACACGUCUCCAAAAACCAAGAGAGUCAACGACCUGCAGUUUCUUUUGGAGCAGUCCGCCGUUUGCAAAGUGACCGGAGAAGGAACGUCGGAGUCCUCCAAAGAUCCAGCCGAGAACAGCACCAAUUUUUGCAGCCUUCAGAACUUGAUGGAUGGAAGUGACCUGAUUGAAGCUGAGGGAUACAAACGCUUCACCAACAAGUGGAUCUGUGCUGGCUUUGAGAACGCCAACUGCUCCUUGUCCUGAACAAAGCAUGAGAAUCGACGGCGCUUGGAGCAGUUUGAGAGAGUCUUUUGAUUUUUUUUUUUGUCAUUUGUUUAUCGUGCUCACCUUUAAUCAGGGAGAGCAAUUCAGGGAGGUUUUUU
Hippocampus zosterae (dwarf seahorse) is the source of this 775-nucleotide messenger RNA. RefSeq lists its product as uncharacterized. Bases 168 to 656 code for a protein of 162 amino acids. The transcript has 5 exons. The record is from RefSeq and is a predicted model, not a curated record. Lineage: Eukaryota; Metazoa; Chordata; Actinopteri; Syngnathiformes; Syngnathidae.